This is a messenger RNA of Cucumis sativus (cucumber), 999 nucleotides long. RefSeq names its product DNA-directed RNA polymerases II and IV subunit 5A. The record is from RefSeq and is a predicted model, not a curated record. The coding region runs from base 171 to 794 and encodes 207 amino acids. Gene Ontology annotation, molecular function: DNA binding; DNA-directed RNA polymerase activity. Lineage: Eukaryota; Viridiplantae; Streptophyta; Magnoliopsida; Cucurbitales; Cucurbitaceae. Gene Ontology annotation, cellular component: RNA polymerase I complex; RNA polymerase III complex; RNA polymerase II, core complex. Gene Ontology annotation, biological process: DNA-templated transcription. The transcript is spliced from 5 exons.
CUAAUAAAAUCAGACUAAGCCCUAAUUUCUCGUUCCACCUUCUUCUUCCUCCUCCUUCUUCUUCUUCUUCUUCUUCUCCUUCUUCUUCGUCUUCAAGCCCAGCUCAGUGCCUCCGCCGUCUUCUACUUAGUGGGUUUCACUGAUUUCUUGUUGUUACUGCCAGCAACAAGAUGGUGCUAUCAGAAGAGGAAAUCACCAGGCUUUUCAGAAUUCGAAAAACUGUGUUUCAAAUGCUAAGAGACCGAGGCUAUUUUGUUGGAGACUUUGAGAUUGACAUGACAAGGGAGCAAUUUAAGCAAAAAUAUGGUGAAAACAUGAAAAGAGAAGACAUUGUUAUUAAUAAAUCCAAGAGAAAUGAUAGCAGUGAUCAGAUAUAUGUUUUUUUUCCAGAAGAGGCAAAGGUUGGCAUCAAGCCGUUGAAAACAUAUACCACCCGAAUGAAAUCGGAGAACGUUUUUAGAGCAAUAUUGGUCGUCCAACAGAAUUUGACCCCUUUCGCCCGUGCCUGUAUGAGUGAAGCAACUUCCAAAUCAUUCCACUUGGAAGUUUUCCAGGAAGCAGAAUUGCUAGUUAAUAUCAAAGAUCACGUCCUUGUUCCUGAGCACCAGUUACUUAACAAUGAAGAGAAAAAGACACUACUUGAGAGAUAUACCGUGAAAGAAACACAGCUACCGCGCAUACAAGUGACUGACCCGGUUGCACGAUAUUACGGGCUAAAGCGUGGCCAAGUUGUGAAGAUCAUCAGACCAAGUGAAACUGCAGGAAGAUAUGUAACUUACAGAUAUGUUGUCUGAGUCUGUUUAUGAUUUUGUAAUUGAAGAUGUGACAUUUGUAUACACCUUGAAGUUAUGUUUUGAAGUCUUAAUUAGUGUUAUAGUGAUUGUGAUAUCUGAGGUGAAUUGAAGAACUUUGGAACUUCUGUAAUAGUUGGAAGAUCAAUUAUAUCUAUUUAGGGGUACCUUUUUUGGUAAAUUGUCCCCCUGGAGUGGAAUUUAGAAA